Molecule: messenger RNA, 3058 nt
Organism: Malurus melanocephalus (red-backed fairy wren)
Lineage: Eukaryota; Metazoa; Chordata; Aves; Passeriformes; Maluridae
Gene: MAF
Product: MAF bZIP transcription factor
Exons: 3
Coding region: 489-1460 (323 amino acids)
Biological process (GO): regulation of transcription by RNA polymerase II
Cellular component (GO): nucleus
Molecular function (GO): DNA-binding transcription factor activity, RNA polymerase II-specific; RNA polymerase II cis-regulatory region sequence-specific DNA binding
Source: RefSeq, a predicted model, not a curated record
UUUUUCAUUUUUUUUGCCUUCGCUCUCUCUCCCUCCUCCCUCCCCCGAUGAACCUCUCUCCUCGCUCUGCACUUUGCACGAGAGAGCCCAGAGGAAAGGCACCAUGAAGUGUUAAAAAUAACAAAACAAAACAACAACAACAACAAAUUUACUCGCAACAACACCAGCUAACACUUCCAGCUGCGGUUCGCGAGCUGCGAAAGAGAGCGAGAGGAGAGAGAGAGAAGGGAGGGAGAGAGGAGGAAAAAAAAAAUCCCUCUAUGCAAAAGGCGAAUAGCGAGAGCCCCGCGCUCUGAUGCAUCAGCGGAGCCUCUGCGAGGGAUAACGCGGAGCGGGAGAGGAGCCGCCGGGGCGGACCGGAGCGGAGGCAGAGCAGGAGAGCGGAGCGGAGCUCGCCAAAAAUCAAGCUGGCUCACCCGGUGGCGACUCAGAGCAGCCCCCUCGCUCCCGGAGCGCACCCUUUCUGGAGGACUCUCGGCAGCAAAAGGAUGGCAUCAGAGCUGGCGAUGAGCAGCUCCGACCUGCCCACCAGUCCCCUGGCCAUGGAAUAUGUUAAUGACUUCGAUCUGAUGAAGUUUGAAGUGAAAAAGGAGCCGGUGGAGACCGAUCGCAUUAUCAGCCAGUGCGGCCGCCUGAUCGCCGGGGGAUCGCUCUCCUCCACCCCGAUGAGCACGCCCUGCAGCUCCGUGCCCCCGUCCCCCAGCUUCUCGGCGCCCAGCCCCGGCUCCGGCUCCGACCAGAAGACCCACCUGGAAGACUACUACUGGAUGACGGGGUACCCGCAGCAGCUCAACCCGGAGGCGCUGGGCUUCAGCCCCGAGGACGCGGUGGAGGCGCUGAUCAACAGCAGCCACCACCCGCUGCCCGGCGCCUUCGAUGGCUAUGCUAGAGGGCAGCAGCUGGCCGCGGCCGCCGGCGGCUCCGUGCCGGCCGAGGAGAUGGGCUCGGCGGCCGCCGUGGUGUCGGCGGUGAUCGCCGCGGCGGCGGCGCAGGGCGGCGCGCCCCACUACCACCACCACCACCACCACCCGCACCACGGCGGCGGCGGCGGCGGCGGCGGCGGCGGCGGCCUCCACUUCGACGACCGCUUCUCCGACGAGCAGCUGGUGACCAUGUCGGUGCGGGAGCUGAACCGGCAGCUGCGGGGCGUCAGCAAGGAAGAGGUGAUCCGGCUGAAGCAGAAGAGGAGGACCCUCAAAAACAGGGGCUAUGCCCAGUCCUGCCGCUUCAAGAGGGUCCAGCAGCGGCACGUCCUGGAGUCGGAGAAGAACCAGCUGCUGCAGCAAGUGGAGCACCUAAAGCAGGAGAUCUCCAGGCUGGUCCGGGAGAGGGACGCCUACAAGGAAAAGUACGAGAAGCUGGUCAGCAAUGGCUUCAGAGAAAACGGAUCCAGCAGCGACAACCCUUCCUCUCCAGAGUUUUUCAUGUACCCGAGAGAAUCAUCUACAACGGUGAUGUGAAAAUCCCUGUUACCUGAGGUCAAAAAAAAAAAAAGUCUCCCAGAAGACCCGGAGUGGUGACGCCUGGAUGCAGAGGAGAUCACACUGCUUAUAAAUCUGCACCAUGAGGAGGCCAAAAGUUUCUGCAGCAGCAGGAGGUAAGCCAGGACUGCUGGUGGGUGUAAGGAACAGAGAGCAAAGCCACCUGWGUUCGAGAAGAAGGCAGCAGCACCCUUGAGGAUGGAGACUUUGGGGCAGCGUCGCAGUCCUGUACAGAGAACUUGAAGAGACACUGAAACUUCAAGUGGGAUGGCCCCACCCAGCCAGCUGCUUGUGUGGUUUGGUCCAUGGACCUUUGGGGUCUGCAUGCCAGAGACUGAAAACUCCUGACUGACCCUAAAUUUCCUCUUUGUGGACUUCUGAUGUGAUAGGAAUGGCACAAAAAAAAUCCAAUAGAUUUUCUUCACCUUAAUGUUUUCAGCCAGCUAACUUUCCCAGGACUGCUUUCUGCUCAAAUUACUGGAACUUAAUUACUUGAGGUUUAAUUUCAGUUUCUUGGCCAGCUUUAAGAACAUAUAUUCAAAUUUGAACCACAAGGACAGAAUUUUGGGAGCCUCUUUGUCCUCUCACUUUGUGUUAAUUCAAAUGAGGAAACUGUGCCUGUGAAUCUCUGCUUUACUUCACAUAGUCCAAGUCAGUCUCACUUCUGGAGAGAUAUCCCUGACACCCAGCASAUUAAGGGGGAGCACAAACAACCCCUUAUGUUAUAGUUUACGUUUUUGAAACUGUGCAAACAAUAGAUAUUUGUCUCCUGCUUAUUAAUUUUCUUGUAAAUAAAAUGUAUUGAGACCAGAGAUGAAGUUACACUGACUUUACACCAGAUAAUGUAUUGACAUUUUACARGGUAGUGUUGUGUUAUCCAUACAUUUCAAAAGUAGAUCUUACAAUGUUUAAUUAUAACCAAAAAAAAAGAAGUGGAAAGAGAAUCAAGGGAGGGACAUGGAGAGAGAAUUUGAAAGGACAUGGAUGGAAGGUGGURGAGUUGGAGGAUAUCUCAGAUAAGGCAUUAUCUGAGAAUUCCUAUGAUUAAGACUUAUCUUUCUGGCUUCACUAUUUCAUUAUAAUCUACUGCUUACCUGAUAAGUAAUAAAUGGCCUCCAGAUUUUAUUGCAUUUGMUCACUUUCUUUAGAUCUGACAUCAGUUUGUUCCCCCCUUAAGAUCUCAUUUCUGUUAAGGAAUGAAGACUUUAUGUUUCUGCUGGGGUUGACUUGUUCCUCUGGUAUUUCUGUGUUGUUAUUUAGCUAGCAAGUGUCCUCAGCAAUUCYUUGGAUAACACUUCCAUCUAUCACCUUGGGAUGAUCAGAAAUACAUUGCAGCUGAUGUUUAAACAUGGAUGUCUAUCUGGAGCUGGACACUCACCUCCAACUCAGCAGAUACAAAACUCUCCAAAAAGCCAACAAAAGAGGGCUUUUUUUAAACACACCAACCCGCUAGUGGAUUAUCCUUAAUGGGUUGGCAGCAUGCCCCUUCCUUCCUCUGCUGGAAUGCUGGCCUGGCUCUGCAGCCCUGGGUUUGUGUUUUUGGUGGUUUUGGCUUUUUGGCUUUUUUAAAUUUUUUU